AUGAGCUUGAGUUUGCACCAGCUUGAUUUGGAAGCCCUUACGGGUUUUGGUGUCCUUGUUUACCUCGUUUACCUUCUAAAACUACAGAAGAGCAUCAAUCUGGAUGCAGCUGGGGCUGAGCUCACAUCGAACGGCUUCAUGUCUUUUUUUUAUUGCCUUGCCAUGCUUUGCCACAGUGCAACCACAUCACUUCAGUGCCAGAGUGUCACCAGAGCAGUAGAGUUUCUGGCAGGGACGCAAGAAGCCAAAGCCAAAGGCCAAAGCAGAGCCCAAGAAGCCCCUGCAUCUCGGCAAGAAAUCCCUGGAACUCCAGAUGGGCAGAAAGAGAACGGCGAAGAAGGCGGAGAUGUGGAACCGAAGGAUACUGGUGAAGGAUCGAAAAAAGCAGGCAUACUAGAUGUUGACGGUGAUGGCGAUGUUGACCUCGAGGAUUUCAUGGCUAUGGGUGAGGCCGAUGUAGAGGGAGAGGCAGUGGAUGACUUUGAGCACAUGAAAACUUAUGGUCUGAGAUUCAUCCCUGCGCAGAUCAUCAUUUGUGUUCUGCUUUGGCUCAUCGGGGCCAUCUACAUGGCUGUCACAGCGAACGAGAACAUCUUCCUCGCAAAGGGUGGUCUAGAUACCUUUGCAAAUGGGUGGACAUCAGUGCGAACCCAUAAGGACACGGAUCUUCGUUGGCAAGCUAUUUGGAGGUUGAUCACGUACCAGUUUACUCAUGGUCACUUCACUCAUAUCGCCAUGAACACCUUAGUCGCCCUGUUCACCGGCAUUCCCCUGGAAGGAUUCCAUGGCCCAAAGCGCACAUUCAUCGUGUUCGAAACGAGCGUGAUUUGUGGUGGGCUGUGGCAUAUGGCAUGGAGGCCCCAUGACUCAGCUCUUGUUGGCAUGUCGGCAGGAUGCUAUGCCCUUAUGGCAAUGCACAUGGCCGAUUUGAUCAUGAAUUGGGGGCAGAACAGGUACCGCUUCCCUCGACUCUUUCUUCUACUCCUUCUGAUUGGGCUUGAUGUGGGUGCUGGAGCAAUGGCGAAGCCCGACGAUGUGACUGGACAUGCUGCACAUUUUGGUGGCUAUCUUGCAGGACUUAUCUUCGGACUGUGCUUUGUACGCAAUGUCAAGGUUACCAAAUGUGAGAAAUAUCUACAGGCCGUGGGAGUCUUCAUCGGCUGUGGAUGCCUGAUCUUCUGCCUCGUCUGGAUCGCUCUUUGGGCUCCAAGAUCACUGUGGGAUGGUGGUGUGCCCUGGUGCUGGGCACGGCAGGGCUUUUCGUAUCCCUUCUUUGGUGAUCGAGAAUGGCACUGCCUUCGUUGCGCCGACGAGACAUGCAUUGCAGGCUUCGAGGCAGAACUCUCCACAAGUUUGACAGUCGUGAGCUACAUUGCAUGUGAUUCAGGUGGCUUAUGGUGGAACUGA
This is a messenger RNA of Cladocopium goreaui, 1407 nucleotides long. Lineage: Eukaryota; Dinophyceae; Suessiales; Symbiodiniaceae. The record is from the annotation of a GenBank genome assembly.